Gavialis gangeticus (Gharial) is the source of this 2524-nucleotide messenger RNA. RefSeq names its product ARP8 actin-related protein 8 homolog (gene ACTR8). Gene Ontology annotation, biological process: double-strand break repair; regulation of DNA-templated transcription. The record is from RefSeq and is a predicted model, not a curated record. Gene Ontology annotation, cellular component: Ino80 complex. The coding region runs from base 23 to 1897 and encodes 624 amino acids. The transcript has 13 exons. NCBI's taxonomy places the organism in Eukaryota, Metazoa, Chordata, Crocodylia, Gavialidae.
UGUGCGCGGGCUCGCGGCGGCCAUGACGCAGGCGGAGAAGGGUGAGGUGGAGAACGGGCGGGAUCGGGAGCGCGACAAGGAGCGCGAACAGCGCGGGGCGAAACGGCCCAUCGUGCCCGCCGCAGUUCCCGAGUCCCUGCAGGAGCAAAUACAAAGCAACUUCAUUGUUGUGAUCCACCCUGGGUCCACCACGCUGAGGCUAGGAAGAGCCACCGACACACUGCCUGUGAGCGUUCCCCACCUCAUUGCGAGAAGACACAAGCAGCAAGGACAAGCCACGUACAGGGAUAGCUGGCUCCUCAGAGAUGGGCUUAAUAAACCUGAAAGCACUGAGCAAAGACAAAAUGGCCUUAAAAUGGUGGACCAAGCAAUAUGGUCUAAAAAGAUGUCCAAUGGGGCAAGGCGUAUACCAGUGUCACCUGAUCAGGCCCGAUCAUACAACAGACAGAUGCGGCCAGCUAUUUUAGAUCACAGCUCUGGGACCAAAUGGACAAAUACAUCUCAUCAUCCUGAGUAUUUGGUUGGAGAAGAGGCACUGUAUGUAAAUCCAUUAGACUGCUAUAAUAUUCACUGGCCUAUCCGACGAGGACAGUUGAACAUCCACCCAGGGCCUGGAGGCUCCCUAACUGCAGUGCUAGCAGAUCUUGAAGUUAUAUGGUCUCAUGCAAUACAAAAAUAUUUAGAAAUACCACUGAAAGAUUUAAAGUAUUACAGAUGCAUUUUACUGAUUCCAGACAUCUAUAAUAAGCAGCAUGUGAAGGAGUUGGUAAAUAUGAUCCUAAUGAAGAUGGGCUUUUCAGGUAUUGUCGUACAUCAGGAGUCUGUCUGUGCUACUUUUGGAAGUGGCUUAGGUAGUGCAUGUAUAGUGGAUGUGGGCGAUCAGAAGACCAGUGUUUGUUGUGUGGAGGAUGGAGUUUCACAUCGCAAUACCCGGUUGUGCCUUGCAUAUGGAGGGUCUGAUGUAUCAAGGUGUUUUUACUGGCUUAUGCAGCGAGCUGGAUUUCCUUACAGAGAUUGUCAGUUAACUAACAAAUUGGACUGCCUUCUCCUGCAGCACCUCAAAGAGACAUUUUGUCAUUUAGACCAGGAUAUUUCUGGACUGCAAGACCAUGAGUUCCAAAUUCGCCAUCCGGACUCUCCAGCCUUAUUAUACCAGUUCCGUUUAGGGGAUGAAAAACUACAGGCUCCAAUGGCUUUGUUUUAUCCAGCAACUUUUGGAAUUGUGGGGCAAAAAAUGACAGCUUUGCAACACCGAUCACAAGGUGAUGCUGAGGAUCCCCAUGAUGAACACUAUCUAUUAGCUACGCAAAGUAAACAGGAGCAGUCUGCCAAAGCUACAGCUGAUCGAAAGUCCAUGUCUAAGCCUGGUGGAUUUGAGGGAGAUCUACGUGGUCAGUCCUCAGACAUUUCAGAGAGGAUCUAUCCUCAAGAAGUGGAACUAGGAUCCUCUCAGGGUGAUUGUCUAAUAACAGGAAAUGAGUCUGAGGAACCUCUAGCAGCACACAUGUCCAGGAAGACAGCUAUAUCGCAGUUUGAAGGGAAAGCAUUAGGACUUGACAAAGCCAUUCUUCACAGUAUUGACUGCUGUGCAUCUGAUGAUACCAAGAAGAAGAUGUACAGUUCCAUCCUAGUAGUGGGAGGAGGUCUGAUGUUUCAUAAAGCUCAAGAAUUUCUUCAACACCGGAUUCUCAACAAAAUGCCUCCUUCGUUUAGAAGAGUUGUUGAAAAUGUGGAAGUCAUUACAAGACCUAAGGAUAUGGAUCCAUGUUUGAUUGCAUGGAAAGGGGGUGCAGUUUUGGCCUGCCUUGAUACAACUCAAGAACUCUGGAUAUAUCAGCGAGAAUGGCAGCGAUUUGGUGUACGGAUGUUACGUGAGAGAGCUGCCUUUGUGUGGUGAUCUAACAAGAUAACUGACUCGUACUUUUCCAAAAUGUCAUAUUGUUCAGUGUAAGGUACUUCCCUUACUUAUAGCUUAUUUGUUUUUUUCUUUUUGUAAUGUGUUAAAGUUCGUGCCCGAGACUUUUCAGAAGGGCCUGAGAGGAGCCAAAAUCUUCCUGAGCAAGUCGGAAUUAGAUACCCAUCAUGCGUAGGUACUUUUUGAAAACCACAGCAUUAGACUUUAUAUGCAUUGAACUCCGUACAGACUGCUCGUUUUAUCUGAAUAAUAUACAUUCAAAUAACAUAGGUUGCCUUGUAUAUUACAAGUCAAAAUUAAAGCCGUACACUGUUGUAACCCUAUACAUAAAAUAUUAGUGUCUUAUGUACAUAUAUGUAUCUGUAAAGAGCAUUGUAUUUUGACUUGAAUUUAGAAGCAGUAACAUUGAGAUUUUUAAAGGAGAAAGUAAGUUGUGCAUUUUAAUAGAACUAUUUAAAAUGUAGUAGAUAAUUAUCCACCUUUUUAAGGUUUAUUAAAGAUCAAAACUCUGAGUAAUAGUAAUGCAAGUACCAUGGAAUAUUUUAGUGUUUUAGGAAGAAAGUAAAUGUCUUAACACCGAUUUUAUUUCUUUCUGUAUGAUCUUCCUCA